GAAGAAGACGUAGGACCGGUGUAGGUCAUGCUGCUUCAGACAUGUCGGUGUUUUUCCCCACUGUGCUGCUCUGUGUCUACGGCUUCUUUACCAGCCUGCGGCCGUGCGAGCCCUUCCUCACCCCCUACCUGAUGGGACCAGACAAGAACCUGACGGAGACUCAGGUUGUCAAUGAAAUCUUUCCAGUAUGGACGUAUUCCUAUCUGUUCCUGCUGUUCCCCAUCUUCCUGGCCACUGACUUCCUCUGUUAUAAGCCGGUGUUGGUGCUCCAGGCCAGCAGCUUAGUGGUCACCUAUGUCAUGCUGUGGAAGGCACAGGGCAUGCUGGCCAUGCAGCUGCUGGAGUUUUUCUUCGGUCUGUCCACAGCUUCAGAGGUGGCCUACUAUUCCUACAUCUACAGCGUGGUGGAGCCGGAGCACUACCAGAGAGUGACUGCUUACUGCCGCAGCGUGACUUUGUUGGGAUCAGCGGCUGGAUCUUUGACCGGUCAGUUGCUGGUAUCCAAGGCCGAAGUUGACAAGGUCUACCUUGUCAUCAUUACGCUGGCGUCAGCCUCCGUGGCUUUUCUGGUGCCUUGCUUUCUCCCCAUGCCCAAGAGGAGCUUGUUCUUCCACGGGCAUGCAGGAGCAGAGGAGGCUAGGCCCCGCAGCAGCAGCUGCAGCAGUAGCAGCAGCAGAACCGCCACGAGGAUGGAGAAGGCGGAGGAUUCGGAGAGCAGGGUGCCGCUGAACAGGCCGGACAUCUCCAGGGCAUCCAGGUCCUCGGAGGCAGGAAGUGGCAGCAGGGGGCUCGUGGCGGUCCUGCGGAUGCUGUUUGAUGACUUUGUGCAGAGCUACAGGUGUCGCACCCUGCUGGCCUGGUCACUGUGGUGGGCUCUGGCCACCUGUGGCUACUUCCAGAUCAUCAACUAUUCUCAGCCGCUGUGGGAGCGCAUUCUUCCAUCCGAGGAAAACGUCAUCUACAACGGCUAUGUAGAGACCCUGUCCACGCUACUCGGGGCUCUGGCAGUGCUGCUGGUGGGCUGCCUGCCUGUGACCUGGGCUCUGUGGGGGGAGUUGGCUCUGUGUGUGCUCUCCUUGCUCAUGGCUGUGUGUGUGUUUGUCAUGAACAUGGAAAACAUCUGGCUGUCAUACAGCUUCUACAUUCUCUUUAGAACCACUUACAUGCUGCUCAUCACUGUGGCCACGUAUCAGGUUGCGGCCAGCCUGAACAUGCAGCGGUAUGCGCUGGUGUUUGGAGUGAACACUUUUGUGGCUCUGCUGCUGCAGUCUCUGCUCACACUGGUGGUGGUGGACUCCUCUGUCCUGGGCCUUAAAGUCUUCACUCAGUUCCUCAUCUACGGUGCCUACUUUGCUGUCAUUUCUGUGAUCUUCCUCUUUGCUGGGCUUUAUAAACUGGCCUCCAGGCGGCACUCUGAGCAGAAGGCUCUGCCCGGCAGCCGAGCGCAAUCGGAGACGGACUCUCCACCGAUCGGUGGCACAGACUCCAGGACAUACCACAGCGAUUAGAGUCUCGCACGCAGGGGUGUGGAUCCACAGGCUGAGCUCAGUAAUGUCCACUCACUUUCUGUAUGUGCCAGAGUAGACUGUAAGUAGAAGGUAGAUGUUAGACUGCCAGCACUCACCUCGCACAAUGACUUUUUAGUGAAGAGCUCUGACAAGCAGACACACAGCUGAUGAGGUGUGAAAUAUCUAUACGAGCAUAUCGAAAUAGGUGCAUUUAUACCUGUGAGAUACGUUCUUCUUUGGUGGGUUGACCAUCAAAGAAGUUAGCCAUGUUAGGCAGUCUGGCUUUAAUAGACCAUCUUUGCUGAUGUUUGUUUGUUCCUAUAAAUGUACAAUACGCACACAGGCUGCGCCUUAGACUUGGUAUAAACUUGAUAAAUCUGCUGAAAAAUCAGUAGCAAUGGUACGUUAUUAGCCCUUCUACCUCUGUGCUGCAGAGCAAGUAUUAAAUAUGUUUGUGUUUCUUCUGGCAACUGCACACGUCACUGACAUGUCCACACAGUGCAACUAAACUAUCAUCAGAAUCAAUGAACGUGUUCAGCUGCAUACUCAGAUCUGAGGGAUGUUAGGAAGCCUGUGAAAAGGUCAGAAACUGCUGAUUUUGUUGACGAGUCAAAGACAAGUCCCACAGUGUCUCCCUGUCUGUGGCUCUGAGGUCUGAGCUUGAUUGGUUGGCACAAAUUUCUAACAAAUCAAAUUUGAGAAUUUUUAUAAUGUGUGUGUGUGUGUUCCUGUCUAGCUAUCUUUGUGAGGACCAAAAUCUGCAUCCUACUAUACUUGUGAGAACCAACAGUCACUUGUGAGGACACACUCACCGGUCCUCACAAGUUUAAAGUCCUUUUUGAGGCUCAAAACGUGGUUUUAGUGUCGGGGUUACAAUUAGGUUAUGGUUAGGUAUAGAGUAAGGGUCAGGGUUAGGCAUUAAUUUUUAAUGGUUAGGGUAAGGGGCUAGGGAAAGCAUUAUGUCAAUGAAGGUCCUCAUUAAGAUAGGUGAACCGGCGUGUGUGUGUGUGGAUGUCUUUGUGGAAGUUUACUAUACUUGUGGGAACCAACAGCCCUUAUAGGGACCAAAAUCCCCACAAGUUUGAGGUGUGGUUUUAGUGUCAGUGUUACAGUUCGGUUAUGGUUAGGUAUUUAGGAGUUAUGACUCAGUUUGUUUUUCCUUAAAAUUUAGGCGUAACGUCCUAGGGAUCGGCUGCAGCAUCCUGAUUCCCAUCGGUUCUUCUUCCUCCUUCUGUUAACAUGCUCCUCUUCUUCUUCUUCAUUUCUUAUGAAUGCCAUUCUUAUAUAUUGCUGAUAUUUUCCAUCACCCCCAUUUUUUCAUAUAAGACCUGCUAUGGUCUCUAAUCAAAGUAUGGUACAAUAAACAGUCAAAUCUCACCCGCUUAUAUUCUACCUUUAUUUUUCUAUUUUCUCCUCAAAAGUCAGGUCUCCCAACACCACUCUGGAGGGGAUUCAGCCUCCAGAGGAUCAUUUUUAUAGUUUUAAUUUGACUGUUUCAUAUCAGUAUACAAUUUUAAGACCAUGCAACUAGUAAAUCACCAGAAAUUACAACAUACAAUUAUUAUUAUUAUUAUUAUUAUUUGUCAGUCCCAUGCUGCCAUGCAGUUUCCGUGGAGAAAGCCUGUGUUUACUUUCUAUCACUUAUCCUAACCUUUAACCAUUAUUAUUAUUAUUAUUUUUUUUUUUUUGGUGACAUUCAGCAAGUCUGUUCAGGGCUCUCUUAGUGUUUAUUUUCAGUCUCACAUGGAGCACUUUGGGUAAUGUUUUUCUCAUAGGCCUUCAGUCCAUUUUGCUUUUGAAGCUUUCUUUCUUUUUUGUUUCACACUCUUACUUUGGUUCCAUGGGAUGUAUGGUUAAUAAUCUCCCCAACAUCAUCCUGUAGAUGUAACCUAUACCUGUAUUUGAAUCAAAACAAAGAUUGAAAACAAACAGAGCUCUUGGAGUAUCACAGCAGGUCGUUCACCCCCUCUCCCUUUGGGUCCUGAUGGAUUCAUAAUAUCACAUAUUCAUUAUAUUUUCAGACUUUACAAUACCUUAGGCAACCAAACAAGAGACAACUACAAAGAACCACACUCAACCCAUAUACGAUGUCCUCUAAACCAAGGAGAGAAGGAUGUCCAGUCCACAUCUCACACGGGUACAUUAAGGCCUAACGGAACAUAAGUAUUCAAUCUCUCUAUCCACCCCCUCUCCAUCCUUUUCCACUGACCGACCGACCAACCAGGAUUCGCCUGCAAUCCCAUGAUUACCAAUGCCCCCUCUGUAUGCUCCUUAAAAUGAGUGGCCGCUAAAAUACGCGGUCCAUCCGGACAGCAUACAGGUGCUGUUGCAGACGCACUCUCAAGCGGGCCCAGUCUCCCCCACAUACAUCAACCCACACUUGUUACACUGAAUAGCAUACAGCACAUUUUGCACCUCCAGGGAAAACCUCCCCAUAAUCACCCAUGCAGCUCCACUAUGUGGGUCACUAAGAACUGAAACAGUGUUUCAGGUGGUUGAUUUUCCCUCUUACUAAAAGGUCACAUAAGCGUUGAUUUUUUCCUCAGGGGUCUAAUCACUGGCGCUUGAUGAAACGCAUUUCCUUUCACCAAAGGGUCUAUGAAUUCCACUAAGGAAUGCCGUAUACUUAUGGAAGGUGCUAACAAAACGCAAGAGCAUCUCCCGUUCCCUCAUUCCCUCAGUGAUGUUCUGAUUACAAAGAGACCAGAGCCCAGUGUCCGUCUGCAGAGCACCUUCUUGUUUCCCUGCGCUACCCUUCUUCUUCGUCGUCGUCGUCUUCGAUCCCUAGCUGGUGUUAGGCCUGGAUCGACUCCUAAGCCCAUACACUGCUGUGGGUGCCAAUGAUUGUCGAAUUUCCUUCACAACUUGUUUCCAUGCAUUGCGAUCGUUGGCGAUUGUCCUGGCCUCAUCGAGCUUUAUUCUGCGAUCUCUGAUGUCAUCUUCGACCUUCGACAAUAUGGCAGCUGCCUCCCUGCUAUAUAUUCUAUAGAACCUCAAUAUCUGAGAUUUUACUAUUCCCUGAAAUGUGUGUGGCGGAUGAUGGUUUAAUUUGUGUAGGAGCGCAUGCGUAUCCGUGGGUUUAAAAUGUACUCUAGUCCACAACCUCUUACAAUCCUUUUCAUUUUCAAAAUAGACCGUAGUGUCUAGGAAGUUUAUUUCCGACUCGCCGUCUUCCUGUUCGAGCUUUAUAGACUGACGGUGUGUGUUCAAAAUGUCUACAAAUUGUUUAAACGUGGCCUCACCAUGCAACCAUGCACCUACGAUGUCAUCUAAAAACCGAAAAUAAAAGGCCGGUUGUAGUGGGCAUUUGGUCAGCGCCUCCCACUCGCUCAUAUAGAUGUUAGCAUCAGAUGGUGCAUAUCUUUGGUCCAGGGCUGGUCAAUCUGUAAAUAAUACUUAUCGUCAACCUGAAAGUUGUUAUUAGUAAGGCAGAUCUCCCGAAGUUGGAGGAUUUCUGCAUCAGGACGCACAGCGUUCGGGUAACGCCGAAAGAUGUUCUUCACGACUCUCAACCGCAUCUGUGUGUUUACGUUAGUGUACAAGCUAUCGAUAUCUAUUGUAAAUACGAACAUGCUAUCAGGCACUGCUAUGGAGUGAAUCAUUUGCAGAAAAUAGUACGUGUCCUUUAAGUAACUAGAGUGAGAGAGGCCCAUAAAAUGAGUCCAUAUACUGGGGAAUAUUGUACGUUGCGCCACUACAAUCGGAGACUAUCCGCCUCCCAGGUGGGACCUCAGACUGCACCGUCCACGUAUCGGGGUGCUUAUGAAUUUUCGGCAACAUAUAGAAUUGACGGGGGUGGGGAUCGUCGGACUCUAGCAAAUAAUUGUGCUCGCAGAGAUGUAUUUCUUGUUGUGUAAUGAAUGGACAAUCUUCCUGUUUUCCAACUGCACCUCAGAUUGGAUCGAAUUUGGGAUGCGUUUGUAAUAUUUUUUUAUUUCCCCAAUUGCCUUUGAGCUUCCAACCUGUAGUGCUGCUUAUCCAUAAUUACGAUUUUAGAGCCCUUAUCCGCCGGCUUAAUCGCGAUCUGCUUGUUACCCCUCAAUCCCCUAAGUGCAUGUUCUUCCUCCACCGUAAGGCUGCUCUCCCUUCCCACCAGCGGCCGAAACGAGUGAAAAACACGAAUGUCUCUCUUUAAUAAACCCUUAAGCAGGUCACUCAGCGCUUCCCACUCCGGCUCCCAAACCGAUGGUAAGACAAGGGGCUCCCUGCGAAAGUCAUCGUCUUCAAAGUAGUCUCGUAAUUUCAAGCGUCUAUGAUACCAGUGUAAAGGGUUAGGUUAUGCAGCUAGGAAAAGCAUUAUGUCAAUGGGAUGUCCCCACGAGGAUAGCAAACCGUGCGUGUGCGUGUUCUGACGAGCAGACUGUGAGAUGGAGAAAACUAAAUGUUCAGUCCAGAGCAGCUGAUCGAUUAGUUCACCCUGAGUGCAGCUUGUAUAUGUAAUUGAGCAGAGAGUAGUGUCAUAGCAGGAGAAGAGUUCAGCAGAGACUGGAGGGAAACAUUUGAACCCAGCAGAUCAGAUGUUUCAUUGUCAGUCUGCUUCACAUUUAAACCAAACACAUGUAUUGAAAACUUUAAAAAAUGAGUAUAUUUCACUAUCAUCCAUCAGCAUUUAUUUUGUAUCAGUGUGACUGAUUAUACCAGACGUGUGCGUGUGUGUGCCUUCAUACAGAUGAUUGACACGAGAUGUUUGAGUGCAGAGGAGCUGGCCGACCUGAUGGCUGCCUUUUUACCCACUGAAUGAAAUCGUCACACAGACUAUAGAUUUCCACCAGCCCAGGCUUUGAAACACAUUCCUGCUGCUUUGGAUCUGAGAGUUAUUGACAGGAAAGAAGAGUGGCCACCAACAGCAGAAAACUUUGUCUAAAUGUGGCCACCAAAUUGUGUUGCAUCAACCAAAAUGAAUCGUGAGCAAAUCAAUACGUAAGCCAUAAAUGCCCGGGUGACACACUGUUCUUCCAAGGCUGUCUGUAGCAGCUGUGAGCGGAUACAGCAAGCAAACGAGCACACUGCUGCUUCUACAGGCAGCUGUAUGCUGUAACUCAAGCUCACACAUUAAAUUAGUAAUUCAUUUCACUGCUUUGAGUGGGGGUGGGGGUUUGGGGGAGGAAGAAGACUUGUAAAUGUGGAUGUAAAUUAUAAAAGAUUUAUUUAUUUAUUUUUUGUUAACUAUGAAAUAAUUUGAAACAUUGCAGUUACUCUAUCAUGCAGACGAGUAGAGAACACGUCUACAUUUCAGACGACUGCAAACCAGAGGAGCCAAUCAGAGUGAUUUGAUACAUUUGUCUGGAUGACCCGUGCCUUUUUCCUGUGACGGUUUCUAACUUUCCCGUGGAGACGGUCAGUGUUACAGAGGAUGGAGAUCCUCCAACAUCUGACAUGAAGUGAUCAGUGUGCACUCAACGAUUCAUGAAUGUGUUUAUUUGACUACAUGUGUUGUGUAUGCGUUCACCUGCCUAAACUGAAGGUGUCCGACUCGACUGCUUCUCCCCCACAAAGACACGUGGGAUUCUUAGCUGGUCUAUGCAAUAACAAACAUCUUUUGUAAGUGUAUUCCUUUUAUUGGUGUUUUUCUGAUUCAUGUUCAGCUUAAAAUAAACUUUAACUGUACUGUUA
Molecule: messenger RNA, 7121 nt
Organism: Pelmatolapia mariae (spotted tilapia)
Lineage: Eukaryota; Metazoa; Chordata; Actinopteri; Cichliformes; Cichlidae
Gene: slc19a2
Product: solute carrier family 19 member 2
Exons: 6
Coding region: 42-1508 (488 amino acids)
Biological process (GO): vitamin transport; transmembrane transport
Cellular component (GO): plasma membrane
Molecular function (GO): vitamin transmembrane transporter activity
Source: RefSeq, a predicted model, not a curated record